AAGUUGGAGGAGUCCGCGUAAGAAAUUGCGUAUAGAGUCAAUCCGCCACUCGAGAUGUUCGCCAACAAGUAUUACGAGCGCGACAUAGAGAACGCUUUCGCGAUGAAUCGCUUCUUCUUUCGCAUAAUCGGCAUGUGGCCGUUCGCGCGCGCGAAUUCCCCUCUCCUGAAGUCGAUGGAGACGGUCGCGCUGGUCCUCGCGUGCUUCGUGUCUCUGCUCUCCGAGCUGAUUCCGACCAUGCUCUACGUGUUCAUGGUGCUGACGGACGCGCGUUUGAGGCUGCGGGUCGUGGGCAACGCGAUCUUCACGGCGGUGGAGCUCGUCAAGUACGUCUACGUGCUGUUCUACAAGAGCCAAGUGCGAAGCUGCCUGAUACUCGUCGACGAGGACUGGCGGAACGUCGUGAAUCCGAGCGAUCGCGUCUCGAUGCUCGACAAAGUGAGAAUCGGCAAACGUCUGCUUGCGAUGUGCGCCUUAUUCGUGUACCUGACCGGCAUGAGUUUCCGCAUAAUCAUGCCGCUGUCGACGGGGAAGGUCGUCACUCCUCAAAAUGUCACGAUCCGACCGCUGCCGUGCGUGUCCUAUCUCGUUGUGCUCGACGUGCAGCGUAGCCCGGUCUACGAAAUCGUGUUCUUCGUGCAAUUCCUCUCGGGAUUCGUCAAGUACACGAUUACGGUGGCGACCUUCGGCUUCGUGACCCUUUGCGCGAUGCACUAUUGCGCGCAGGCGGACGCGCUCGUGACGCUGAUAAACGAUUUCGUGAACGAGAAUCGACCGGAGAGGUUGAACAAGAGGUUGGCCACUGUCGUGGAGCAUCAAAUCAGAAUAAGAAAUUUCUUACAAUUGGUGCAGAGUGUCACUCAGUAUCCGAAUUUAAUAGAAGUCCUGGGAUCGACCAUAAUGAUAUGCUUCGCGGGAUAUUACGCUAUCGCGGAAUGGGAAAAUCAUAAUAUUGUUCGUUUGUUGACAUAUUUCAUUAGCCUAGCAAUGUUCCUUUUCAACAUAUUUAUCUAUUGCUACAUGGGCGAGCAAAUCGUCGAGCAGGGAGAGAAAAUAGCGUUGACAGCAUGCACUUUGGAAUGGCACCGUCUUCCGGACGCAAAAGCACGAGAAUUGAUUUUACUUAUAAGCAUUUCCGAUACUCCAUUAAAACUUAAAGCAGGAAAUUUCAUUGAACUUUGCCUCAGAACGUUUGGCAACAUUGUUAAAAUGGCCGUGACGUAUUUAAAUCUUCUUCGAUCAAUUGAAUAAAUUUUAAACGUUAAUUAUAUAGAUA
Molecule: messenger RNA, 1276 nt
Organism: Wasmannia auropunctata (little fire ant)
Lineage: Eukaryota; Metazoa; Arthropoda; Insecta; Hymenoptera; Formicidae
Product: odorant receptor 4-like
Exons: 5
Coding region: 55-1251 (398 amino acids)
Biological process (GO): sensory perception of smell; detection of chemical stimulus involved in sensory perception of smell
Cellular component (GO): plasma membrane
Molecular function (GO): odorant binding; olfactory receptor activity
Source: RefSeq, a predicted model, not a curated record